AUGAUAGUCGUCCAUUGGUUAGCCGCAUCACCCAACCGAUGGAAAAAGUUUGUGGCUAACCGAGUAGCCGAAAUUCAACAGACCACUACACCCGGAACCUGGGGUCACGUGGCGAGGAUCGAAAAUCCAGCCGAUGCUAUUUCACGUGGUAUGAGUGCAGCACUACUAAUCGAUUUCGACAUUUGGUGGCAAGGUCCGGCGUGGCUGAACCAACCGAAAAGAUUCUGGCCAAAUAUUGUUCGGACAUCCGACUGUAUCUUCGACGCAGAUCAACUAGAGGAGAAACCCGCAACCUCGCUACCAAUUGUGCACGAAGCCUUGAGCAUCUUCAAGCUGAAAUCAUCAUUGACCGACCUCGUCAAUAUAAUAUUAAAGGACAGAAGAUCCCGCCAGAAUGGACUACUCACCACAGUAGAGCUGGAGAUGGCUCUCCAAAACCUCGUACGAGUAUCACAGCAGGAAUCAUUCCCUAAUGACAUUGGAAGCAUAAAAUCGUCGGGCCAAGUGAAACCAACUUCAAAGCUCAAAUCGCUGUCUCCAAUUCUCGUCGACGGUAUACUACGAGUUCGAGGUCGCUUACACAAUGCUCCAAUUCCAUAUAGUCAAAAACAACCGAUGAUUCUUGACAGUAAACAUCCUUUGACGCUGCUGAUAGUACGACACUAUCAUGUUAAGUUUUUGCACGCAGGACCUCAGCUGCUGAUGGCAGCAGUGCGAUCGAAAUUUUGGCCUACUAGACUUCGUAAUCUUGCUCGUACCAUAACUCAUCGUUGCCUGAAUUGCUUCCGCUGCUUUCGGAGCAAAUAA
Messenger RNA from Topomyia yanbarensis, 807 nucleotides. RefSeq lists its product as uncharacterized. Bases 1 to 807 code for a protein of 268 amino acids. The record is from RefSeq and is a predicted model, not a curated record. NCBI's taxonomy places the organism in Eukaryota, Metazoa, Arthropoda, Insecta, Diptera, Culicidae. The transcript has a single exon.